This is a messenger RNA of Selaginella moellendorffii, 1085 nucleotides long. RefSeq names its product tetratricopeptide repeat domain-containing protein PYG7, chloroplastic. The coding region runs from base 1 to 870 and encodes 289 amino acids. Gene Ontology annotation, molecular function: protein binding. The transcript is spliced from 6 exons. Lineage: Eukaryota; Viridiplantae; Streptophyta; Lycopodiopsida; Selaginellales; Selaginellaceae. The record is from RefSeq and is a predicted model, not a curated record.
AUGGAUUUAGUGACGCGCGGUAGUAUGGCGGUACUAGAAGUGACGCGCGCUAUGGCGUGCUCCAGCGGUGGAGCCUCGUUGCUAGGGCUUCGCGGCUCGCUGGACGAGGCGGCGUCGAUCAGGAGUAGUGUUUGUGCGCAGCGGAGGAGAUUUUGUGCCAAGCCGAGAAGAGUCGGAAAGUUUUGCGAGGCAAGGUGUCUUCUGGAUUCUUCGCCAAAUCUUCGCAUCGCUCAAAAUCUUGUCACCUUUGCUCCAUUGUUACAAACCGGUGUUGCACACGCUGCUGGAAAUCGAAGUGUUGGAGAGAUCAGUGUCUCGCUCGCAGAGACUGGAUUCCAGUAUGCUUACCUCGGGGGAGUGUUGCUCCUACUUGGAGGUGGUGGCUUCUUCGUCAUCCGGCAAAUUCUCGUCCGCCGAGAACUCGAAAUGGCUGCAAAGGAGUUGCUGGAGCGUGUGAGAACGAGUCAGGCAACUCCGGUGGAAUACUACGAACUUGGAGCCGUGAUGCUGCGUAAGAAGCUGUAUCCCGUUGCCAGAAAAUACUUGGAACAAGCCAUAAAGAAAUGGGAGGACGAUGAGCAAGAACUAGCACAGGUGUACAAUGCUCUUGGUUUCGCGUACUUUAGCGAGAACAAGGUCGAGCAGGCUAUCUCCCACUACGAGAAAGCAGUGACUUUGUCCCCAGGCUAUACUGUGGCCUGGAACAACCUGGGAAGCUCUUACGAGAAGCGGAAGGACUGGAAACGGGCUCUGAAGGCCUACGAGCAGACUUUACAGUUCGAUCCUCGCAACAAAGUGGCGCUUUCUUGUCAGAAAUACGUCAAGGACAAGGUGGAGCUGUACAGGGGCAUUCCCAGCAAGUUCGACUGAUGGCAGGGCCAAGAACCUGGAAGAAAAAGGCUAUGGAACUUCUCCAGGCGCAGUCACCGGUGUCCAUGGCACCAUGGUUUUUGAUGGACUUGUCACUGCUCUACGUACAUGGAAACUGGAUUUGCCUUUGUAUUUUGUCAGCUCAGCUCUAAGAACUGUGCAUUGAGUCUAUGUUUGAGAAAUCUGUAGCGUGCAUCCAAGCACUUUAACAACAA